Molecule: messenger RNA, 984 nt
Organism: Aspergillus chevalieri
Lineage: Eukaryota; Fungi; Ascomycota; Eurotiomycetes; Eurotiales; Aspergillaceae
Product: AHA1 family protein
Exons: 4
Coding region: 1-984 (327 amino acids)
Biological process (GO): positive regulation of ATP-dependent activity; protein folding
Cellular component (GO): cytosol
Molecular function (GO): ATPase activator activity; protein-folding chaperone binding
Source: RefSeq, a predicted model, not a curated record
AUGGUCCUCCACAACCCGAACAACUGGCACUGGGUGAACAAGGACGCUUCAUCCUGGGCCAGACAGUAUCUUGAGAACAACCUCGUCGGCAUUGCCGCGGAAGACAACGGCAUCGCUGCAAAUAUCUCCAAAGUACUGACUAUGGACGGCGAUGUGGAUGUCAGCCAAAGAAAGGGCAAGGUCAUCACAUUGUUCGAUGUUAAGGUACAGCUUGAGUAUGAAGGUAAGACCAAGGACGAUGAACUGGUUAGCGGCUCUAUCACCAUUCCUGAGGUUGCCCACGACACGGAGGAGGAUGAGUAUGUCUUUGAGAUCGACAUCCACUCCGAAUCUCCCUCGAAACAACCCGUAAAGGACCUUGUCCGUUCCAAGAUCAUCCCUCAACUCAGACAGUCGCUGGUCCAAUUGUGCCCACGCCUGAUUGAGGAGCACGGAAAGGACCUUCAGCACGCCCCUGGUGUCAACCCAUCCAGCGGAUUCAAGCCUGCUACCAGCUACCCCCAGGUCAAGAAGGAAGCCCCGGCCUCAACCACUACCACCACCACAUCAUCCAACACGAAGGUUGCCGUUAACACCACCACCGUGACCGCGUCAGAUGAGUUCCGCACCACCGCCGAGGAAUUGUACAGCACCUUCACAGACCCGCAGCGCAUUGCCGCAUUCACCCGCGCUCCCCCUCGCCAGUUCGAGGGCAGCAAUGUUGGCGCAAAGUUCUCCAUCUUCGACGGCAAUGUCGUCGGCGAAUACUCGAAACUCGAGCCUCACAAGUUGAUCGAGCAGAAGUGGCGUUUGGCCCAGUGGCCCGAGGGCCACUUCAGUACUCUGGAGAUCAACUUCGACCAGAACGACAUGGACGGUGUUACUCAGAUGCGGGUUACCUGGACCGGUGUCCCUGUUGGCCAGGAAGAUGUCACCAAGCAGAACUGGGAAGUGUACUAUGUGCGCAGCAUCAAGCAAACUUUUGGGUUUGGCACAAUUCUCUGA